This is a messenger RNA of Polyodon spathula (Mississippi paddlefish), 1310 nucleotides long. Its product is annotated as chloride intracellular channel protein 5-like. The coding region runs from base 224 to 976 and encodes 250 amino acids. NCBI's taxonomy places the organism in Eukaryota, Metazoa, Chordata, Actinopteri, Acipenseriformes, Polyodontidae. The record is from RefSeq and is a predicted model, not a curated record. The transcript has 6 exons.
UGGUAGUACUGACAGCUGGGUAUAAGGUAAAACAAAACAACACUGGGCACACACUUGUUGCUGUUUUAGGACUAUUAACUCAGGCAAUAGAAGAAAAAAAGGGAGGUAGAAGUUUAUCCAACAGGAAUUUGAAUUAAAGCUGUCCUGAUAGACAGGAUGUGAAUACAAUGUUAUUGAUGCUUAAUGUGACUUUAUACUGAAGCCAAAUAAGGAAUAUAAAAAAAUGACAGAACCCACUCCUUCAAACGAAGAAGACAAGGACCCUGAAAUCGAGCUGUUUGUAAAGGCUGGCAGUGAUGGAGAAAGCAUUGGGAACUGUCCUUUCUCUCAACGUCUCUUCAUGAUCCUCUGGCUCAAAGGGGUUGUCUUCAAUGUCACCACUGUUGAUUUAAAAAGAAAACCCGCAGACCUGCAUAAUCUGGCCCCAGGCACUCAUCCACCUUUCCUGACCUUUAAUGGCGAGGUCAAGACUGACAUCAACAAAAUCGAGGAGUUUCUGGAGGAAGUCCUUGCACCGCCAAAGUACCCCAAGCUUGCUGCUAAACAGCGAGAGUCCAACACUGCAGGAAAUGACAUUUUUGCAAAGUUCUCAGCAUUUAUAAAGAACACAAAACCAGAGGCCAAUGAAGCUCUGGAGAAGGCCCUGUCCAAGGCACUGAGGAAGCUGGACAGUUACCUGAACACUGCGCUCCCUGAGGAGAUCGACACAGACAGUGCUGAAGAGGUGAACGUGUCAAAUCGCAAGUUCCUGGAUGGAGACGAGCUGACACUCGCGGACUGCAAUCUCCUGCCAAAGCUUCAUAUAGUGAAGAUUGUAGCGAAAACUUAUCGCAACUAUGAAAUCCCGCCGGACAUGACAGGAGUGUGGCGAUACCUACAGAAUGCCUACGCCAGGGAUGAGUUCACCAACACGUGUCCUGCAGACAAAGAGAUUGAGAUGGCAUACAUGGAUGUGGCGAAGAGGCUCUCUAAAUAGAAAACUAGCACUGAAAGAAACAGCUCAUAUGUUAUAUAUUGAAGCCUAACUUUUACAAACUGGUUGCUGUUGACUUUUGUUUCUGUUGGUAUCACCAUUUAUCAAUAUCAACAUUUGCUUGGCUGGGACAAACCCUGUUUUGCUAGCUGUGUGACCCAACAAACAACUAUGCCAGUGUUUUAUUUUUUUUAUUUCUUCUUGUUGAAAUGUGCACUAUCCUGGAUACAGCAGAGUUGCUGAAGUUUGAAGAUUUCGUGUGUCUUUAUAUAUACUUUGAUUGCUCUUACAUCUCAAUUAAAAAUGGGUGCCACAUUCAAUAAAUUAUUAUUAUUAU